Molecule: messenger RNA, 648 nt
Organism: Drosophila gunungcola (fruit fly)
Lineage: Eukaryota; Metazoa; Arthropoda; Insecta; Diptera; Drosophilidae
Product: A-kinase anchor protein 14-like
Exons: 2
Coding region: 146-568 (140 amino acids)
Source: RefSeq, a predicted model, not a curated record
GUUGGGCUUGAAGCAUCGGCUGAUUCGAGCUGCGCUUUUGGGGUUCUAUAUAAGUGGGGUUCGCUGUUCCCAAACAUCAUCAGUUAUUCAACAAAUCUUUUCAAGCAAACAAGCAGCAAUCGCUUCAAAAAACUCAACUACCAAAAUGUUCAAAUUCGUCGCCGUCAUCGCUCUCCUGGUCGCUACCGCCAGCGCUGGACUGAUUGAGACCCACCAUGUGGUGCAUGAGCCCGUCCUGGCCAAGGUUGGAUCCGUGGUGCACUCUGCUCCCUCGGCGGUUUCCCACCAGAGCAUCACCCAGGUGCACAGCAAGGCAGUGGUGCAGCCGGUGGUUGCCCCCAUUGUGAAGACCACCACUUACUCCCAUCCCGCAGUGGCUGUCCACUCGGUUCCCGUGGUCCAUGCCGCUCCAGUGGUCCACCACUCUGUGCCCGUUGUCCAUGCCGCUCCAGUGGUCCACUCCGUGCACGCCGCUCCUGUGGUCCACUCUGUGCCUCUGGUCCACUCUGCUCCCCUCGUCAAGUCGGUGGUGCACUCCGCUCCCCUGGCCUACACCCUGCACCAUUAAAACAUUUAAUUUGAUUGUUUGUUAACCAAUUAUAUGAAAACUAAAUAAAAUUCUCUAAAGUAUUAUUGAUCCUUAAAUAA